CAUUCUUGCACAGAUCACCAUGGAUCGAGCUUUGAUCUGGCUCUCACUUGUUUGUUUUUUCCUGGCCUCCGUUACCUCAGAACCCAAGACAAAGCAACGAGAUGUGGACAUAUACAGCUUCCACAUAAACUCAACAGUAACCAGUCGCUACGCUAUCACAGUCAUCACCAGUCGUGUGGCAAAUAGCCUCAAUGAAUCUCAGGAAGUUCAUUUCCAGGUGAAGAUACCCAAGAAUGCUUUCAUCAGCAAAUUCAGAAUGACCAUUGAGGGGAAGACAUAUGAUGGGAUUGUUAAACAGAAAGAGGAGGCUCAACAGCAGUACAGCCAGGCAGUGUCUCGAGGUCAAAGUGCUGGACUGGUCAGCUCUGUGGGCAGGACCUUAGAGGACUUUAAAACCUCAGUAACAGUGGCUGCACUCAGUAAGGUGACAUUUGAACUGACCUAUGAGGAACUGCUUAAGCGUCGUCUGGGCAAAUAUGAGUUACUCAUCAAUGCCCAACCAACACAGCCUGUGGCAGAUUUUAAGAUUGAUGUUUAUAUUCAUGAGAGUCCAGGCAUUUCCCUCCUGGAGGUAAAAGGAGGACUGAGUACUAAUGAGCUGACAGAUGCAGUCACAACCACACGUAGUGGCCCAGAGGCUUGGGUGAAAUUCUAUCCCACUCGUGAACAACAGAAAAAAUGUAAAGUUUGUGGAAAAAAUGGCUUAAAUGGUGACAUGAUCAUCUUAUAUGAUGUUGACCGAGAGAAAUCCAAAGGAGAACUAAGGGUAUCAAAAGGUCAUUUUGUCCAUUACUUUGCACCCACUGAUGUCCAACGGAUCCCCAAAAAUGUGGUUUUUGUCAUUGAUCGAAGUGGCUCCAUGAGUGGCCGGAAAAUAGAACAGACUCGUGUGGCAAUGCUAAGGAUCUUGGGAGAUCUCUCUGAAGAUGACCACUUUGGCAUAAUUACUUUCAAAGGUAGAGUGGAUACCUGGAAACCAGAACUCCUCAAGGCCACACAAAGCAACGUGGAGGAUGCCAAGAAGUUUGUGAGACAGAUCACUGCUAGAGGAUCUACUGAUAUAAAUGCUGCUGUGCUGAAAGGGGUGGAGAUGAUCAACAGACACCCACAAGAGGACUCUGCCUCCAUCCUAAUCCUUCUUACAGAUGGAGAGCCCAACACAGGUGAGACCAACAUUGGUAAAAUACAGGACAAUGUGAAGAAAGCCAUUCAGGGAAAAUUCCCCUUGUACUGCCUGGGAUUUGGAUUUGAUGUAAGUUUUGAGUUUUUAAAGAAAAUGGCCAUGGAAAAUGACGGUGUGGCACGCAGGAUUUAUGAGGACUCAGAUGCUGAUCAGCAACUUCAGGGAUUCUAUGAGGAAGUGGCCACGCCACUACUGACAGAUAUACACAUAACCUAUACUGGGGCGGCAAAUGUGACACAAACCAAUUUCAGCCAGUAUUACAAUGGAUCGGAGAUUGUGGUGGCUGGACUGCUCACAGACAACAGUUUGGACCUCUUCACCAAUGAGAUCACUGCAACAUCAAAAAGCAAAAGGAUGGAAUAUCAUGACACCAUUGAUCCAACCAUUCUUAGUAACUUGACUGGGUUUGAAGAUUUCAUUGAACGACUUUGGGCCUACCUUACAGUAAAGCAGCUUUUGGAGAAGGAACUGAUGUUGGAAGCACAGGAGAAAGAAACAGUGAGAAAAGAAGCCCUGGAUCUCUCUCUAGAAUAUAACUUUGUGACGCCAUUGACCUCUAUGGUGGUCACCAAGCCCCAGGAAGAAGACAUUCAGGUUGCCCACAAACCCAAGGAAAGAAAAGGAGAGACAAGAACAAAAACAAGUCGACGUCUCUCAGCAACUGCACAGCACUUCAAUAGUUUUGGCGCAUCUUCAAGGAAUUCCCAUAUUCUUGGCACAUCUUCAAGGAAUUCCCAUAUUUUUGGGAGACCUGUACCUAACCUCCUUGGUACUGGCGCAGCUGUACAUAACCUCCAUAGUUUUGGCACAGCUGUACAUAACCUCCAUAAUUUUGGCAGACCUGUACCUAACCUCCUUGGUACUGGCGCAACUGUACAGAUGAGCCAUAGGCCUGGCGCUCCUGGUCAUCAAAGGAGAAUCAAAGGUGGAUCACUGGAUGGUCUCAAUCAGAAUAGUCCUGUGAUCCUUGAUGACUCCAGAAUUUUUCAUCCAACACAUGCUCCACCAACAACCACUGUUCUAUAUGCAAGCCCUGUACGAUUCCUAAUUCAAGCACAGGAUCAGUCUGAACCUCUCUGCUAUGACAUUCCUGCAUCCCAGAGGCUCAGACUCCUACAGGACCCGAGCUCUGAUUUCUCUAUGAAUGGUGAGCUCAUUGAGUCUGGUGGCACUGGUUUCUCACAAAUCACCAUUUUUUACAAAACUGAUCUUCACAUGACCCUGAGCACCAGUGAGAUCAUUUUUUCUGAUGGGCAGAAUGCUGUGAAAUUCCUUUGGAAUCAGGAACCUACCACUCAUGAGACAGACAGUGUGUCACUGAUCCUGAGGAACAAAGAAAUGGAUGUUUCCAUGGGAAACACUCGUGUCGUUAUUCUCCUUCAUGGACAAGAUGGGAAUAGUUUCCUAUGGCCUGCAGUUAGACAGCGCCCAAGUAAAACCACCUUACCAGGUCUUUUUGGAACACUUCCUGUCGCAUAUACAACAGUCACACAAUCACAUUCAACAAUACUGAAGAUUCUGAAGAUUCAGGGUCAGGAAGUCCGAGUGUCCUGGAACACGGCCACAGACUAUAGUAUCCACUCAGCACCGAGAGUGGGCUGCUGGUUGGUGCCGUUUCAGGUUGCUAUGCAAGGGGAGCUAUCUGACUUCACUGUGCCCAGUCUAUAGGGGACCGCAGCAUAUUAAUCCAAAUCAUGAUCAUGCUUUUUCAGCCCAUGCAUUCUGCAGUCUUGCUCUCAAAUCUUCUUCAAUCUGCAAUUUCAAUCUCCAAAGGAAGUGUGGUCAUCACAUUUAAAAAAUGAACAAGUUUAUUUUCCAAAAUAAAAAGUUGUACAAGCUUG
This is a messenger RNA of Chanos chanos (milkfish), 3024 nucleotides long. Its product is annotated as inter-alpha-trypsin inhibitor heavy chain H3. NCBI's taxonomy places the organism in Eukaryota, Metazoa, Chordata, Actinopteri, Gonorynchiformes, Chanidae. The transcript has 29 exons. Bases 20 to 2851 code for a protein of 943 amino acids. The record is from RefSeq and is a predicted model, not a curated record.